AACCCGCCAAACCGGAGCGAGAUGUUCCGUCUCUGAGGGAAAGUGAAAGUAAAGCAGCCGAUCCGGGUAAGGAACCUCCGCGGGUCGAAGUGUGCCACACGUUGUUUUAUUUUAAAAUGUAAAUCUAAAAACAAAGCGUGCAGAAGAUCUGGAUUGAUUUACAUGUUUAAAAUACAUUUUUUUAAAAACGUUGUCUUUAGCAUCACCCGUGUGAUCUCCUCAGCCCGGGCCUGCGCACGCAUGGCGACGCCGCGCCCGGAGUCCGGCCCGCCGCCCGGGGACGUCGCCAGGAGGUGCGCGGAGUCCGCGAUGAGCUCCUGGGAGUCGGCGCUGACCUCCGUCCAGCACUCGCUGAAGUUCGUGUCGCCGCUGAGGGAGGAGUUUGUCUGUCCCGUCUGCGGGGGAGUGGUGCUCAACCCCCAGCAGAACUCGUGCGGACACAUCUUCUGCUUCCUCUGCCUGCGCGCGCUGCGUCUGCGUUUGUGUUUCAGGGAGAGUUCACCGGCGUCCGGCCCGGUGUGUCCCGUGGACGGAGCCGCGAUCACACCUGCCGGGGUUUUCCAGGACAACUGCUGCAAACGGGAAAUCUCCGGUUUAGAAGUGUACUGCGUCAACUUCCCAGCAUGCGCCUCUGUGGUCACGUUACGCCGCCUGCAGGAGCACCUGGCCGACACCUGUCCUCUCCGCGGGGAGCCCCGCCCACACCGCCAGCCACCGCAGAGGCUCACCUUCAUCCAGGAUCGUGUGCAGAGCUCCUGUUUGCAGGUGGACUGUCCAGAGAGCUGCUCCCCGAAGGCUCCCAGACACAAGCUGGAGUCGUGUCCAGAGCAGGUCGAGCAGGUUGACUGUUCAUACAAGAAGUUUGGCUGCUCUGUGCAGGAUACUAGAGGGAGAGUGAAGCUGCACGAGGACGCCGCGGUCCAUCGUCACAUGCUGCUGGUCCUUAGGAGCAACACACACCUGGAGCAACAGGUGGAGGGUCUCCGGGAGGAGGCGCUGCUGAUGCAGCAGGAGGUCCAGACGGACGGUCUGCUGCUCGCCGGCCUGCAGAAGACAAUCAGGCCGCUGCUGCAACAGAAGGACGGACGCGAGCUCACAGUCUCUGCAGCUCAGAGGACGCUGGGCCGGCAGGAGGACGUCCUGUCCACUGUCCGGCUGGACGUCCAGCAGGUGUCUCGGGGACUUGGCGCUGGUCUGCAGGAGCUGGAGGAGCUCAGGAAGUCUGUGGACGCUGUGAUCCAGGAGGUGUCUGCAGCCGAGGCCCUCAGGCGACACCUGGGAACUUUGGAGGAGGAUCUGAAGCAGCACUCGGGUCUCCUGGAUCUCCACGCCGCCCAGCUCGGCGGAAACGAGCGACACCUGCGGGAGCUCGGCGGCGCAUCCUUCGACGGCCGGCUGAUCUGGAAGAUCGACGACUUCACGAACAGGAGGGAGGCCGAGGUCAGAGGUCGGCCGCCCUGCCUGAGCAGCGUCCCGUUCCACGCCGGGACCUGCGGCUACAAGCUGGCCUCCAGGGUCUACCUGAACGGGGACGGCGAGGGAAGAGGGACCCACCUGUCCCUCUACGUGGUCCUGAUGCCGGGGGACUUCGACGCCCUGCUGCCGUGGCCCUUCAGGCAGACCGUGUCGCUGUCCCUCCUGGAUCAAAGCGGCGCCGCCAACCACCGGUCCCUCAGCUUCAGACCCGACCCGUCGUCCAAGAGCUUCGGCCGGCCCGCCGCCGAGUCCGCCGGCAACGUGGCCGUCGGCUUCUCCUGCUUCCUUCCCCUCGGCGAGCUGGAGCCUCGUCACAACGCCGAGUACGUGAAGGACGACGCGCUGUUUGUCAAGGUGAAGGUGGACACGGCCGGUCUGGACCCGUAAGCCUUUGGUCUCCACCUCACCCGAUUUUUAGGAAUUCAUUUCUUUAUUACUAAGUAUUGUCAGAAUUGUCUCGCUUUCUGACGUAAGUUUGGAUCAAUUGUUUUUUUCUUUAAGCUCUUGUAGCACCUCAGGGAUUCUUUGAUGGAGGUCCGACUGCGGUCAAUCUUAUCUUGAGGUCGAGACUAAAUCAUCUGACACUUGGAGCUUAAAUCAAGUUAUUUUAAUCUUUCAUCCUGAACUCCGGAGAUCUAAUUGAACGGGAGAGGAAAUGCGAGAAAUGAAGACUUGACUUUGCUUCAUCGCGACUCUAAAAUAAACACAAUAAUACGUCCCGUUAGUUGCUGACAUUUAUUGUCUUGUAUGAAGCGCUUGUGUAAACGCUGGCAGGGCGAGAAGGCAACAAGGUCGGCCAGAUUCUGUGAUGCGUCUCGCACAAAGAAUUAGAGAUGAUGGAAAUAAUACUUUCAACAUGUUUUUAUUUAAUCAGCAAUUGGUCAAAGUGCUGGUUAGAAUAUUCAGAUGCAGACAGGAGGAGCAGGAAAAGCAUAUAUUUUGCGCAGAUAUAAUAUUGAACAAAUAUUAGUGAAACCUCUUUGUCUUAUCUUUCCCUCACAUUCCAAUACAUUCAAAGUAUGUAUCAAGUGAAUAUAACAAAGCAUGCGUAGUUUGUCUUCAUCUUA
Messenger RNA from Gasterosteus aculeatus aculeatus (three-spined stickleback), 2543 nucleotides. RefSeq names its product Tnf receptor-associated factor 5 (gene traf5). The record is from RefSeq and is a predicted model, not a curated record. Gene Ontology annotation, cellular component: cytoplasmic side of plasma membrane; plasma membrane signaling receptor complex. NCBI's taxonomy places the organism in Eukaryota, Metazoa, Chordata, Actinopteri, Perciformes, Gasterosteidae. Gene Ontology annotation, molecular function: tumor necrosis factor receptor binding; zinc ion binding; thioesterase binding. Gene Ontology annotation, biological process: signal transduction; regulation of apoptotic process; regulation of canonical NF-kappaB signal transduction.